GAAAGCAAGUGAAUCACGUUUUACGCGCACGUUGUUUUGUUUGCAAAUUUACACACAUUCGUCAAUUCAAGUAAUUUGUAAUUUAUUGUUUUAUUGCUUGCGAAAAUCUGUCAGUACAAGACUGUAUAUCAGGUUAAAGAUAUAAAUAAACUAUUUAAUUGAAAAUCAACCUUCAUUGCAAGCUCGAUAACCCACAAUCAACAAUGGUUUCCGGUGUAAAAGUUAUGAAAAAAGGUUGUAGAGUACAUGAAGCUAUGGCCAAAUCGGACACCGAUAGUGAAAUGUCCGAGGAUGACCAAGAUGAACAGCAUUUGUCAGACGCAGAAUUUCCCAUGUCCGACGAAGAACCAUUAGAUCAUGAAGAACCCCAUGAAGAUGAGGAUCAGCAAUCAACGUCAAAAUGGGCUCUCACGAUGGCAAAGUAUCUCAGAAAAACUGGAGAUGCCCCUAUUCUUUCAAAGGUUACGAAAGAGGCAGAUCUGGAAAGAAAACGGAAGGAACCAAAAGCGACUUAUAAAUUUGAAGUCAUUGGACAAGACAAGACGUCCAAAGAAGACAACCCAAAGGAUGAUAAACCAAGUGAUUUGGAAAUCGCCAGGGAAUUGAUUCGUCAGAGGGCCCUGCUCAAGAAAGAGCGUCAGAAAGAUAUUUUAGGAUUGCGAGUGAAACCAGCUGUUGGCGGAUACGAACGGGAAAAAACACUGAAAAAGAUCGCCACCAAGGGCACAGUUCAACUAUUCAAUGCCGUUCGGCAACAACAACGAGAUGUCAGUAAAAAACUACAGGAAGCAGGCAAACUGGAAUACAAACGAGAAAAAGUUCUGAAAAAUCUUAGCAAGAAGGAAUUUCUGAAUGUACUUAUGAAUGGGCCAAGAGCGAAGUCGGAGCUGGUGGACAGUUUAGUUAAGAAGGAGGAGGUUAAAUCAGAGAAUGAGUCUGAAGAUGGUGAUGAGCCCGAGUCUACGUGGGGUGCACUAAGGGCGGACUUUUUGACAGGAAAAAAGUCUGGAUGGGAUAAAGAAGACGACGAGAAUGAUGGUAACUUUGGUAACGAUCCGAUGGGCGGUAGCUCGGACUCUGAAUAAAACUAAUAUGUUGUUACACGAUAAA
Topomyia yanbarensis is the source of this 1110-nucleotide messenger RNA. RefSeq names its product RRP15-like protein. NCBI's taxonomy places the organism in Eukaryota, Metazoa, Arthropoda, Insecta, Diptera, Culicidae. The transcript has 2 exons. Gene Ontology annotation, cellular component: preribosome, large subunit precursor. The coding region runs from base 204 to 1085 and encodes 293 amino acids. The record is from RefSeq and is a predicted model, not a curated record. Gene Ontology annotation, biological process: maturation of 5.8S rRNA; maturation of LSU-rRNA.